CGCUGAGCCUCACCUUCUCAGUCAGGACUUUCUCACUUCCUCCCUUCUAGCAGGCGGUGGGCUUUCAGUCGGGGGGGCCACCGGUAGAUGGACUGACCGAAAGCCUCGUCUAAUCUGGUAAAAAGGAGAUUUUUUAGUACCUUCCUGGCUCUUUGGGAAGACCAUGGCUGUCUUCAGGACCCAUCAGGAGCCUCUGCUGGUGGUUUUACUGCAGAUGGUGUUGAUUUGCUCAGCUCAGAGGAGCGCGGUUGGCCCCAGAGGGCCCCCCGGACCGCCAGGCUUCGCUGGAGUACCUGGAGUCGACGGAAUCGAUGGCGAGAGAGGGGAAGACUCCUCUGUAACUGGCCCAGUAGGUCUUCCUGGAGAUAAUGGCAAAGAUGGGUCUUCUGGAGCUCCAGGCCUUCCAGGAGCAGAUGGACCUGUGGGACCCCCGGGGGAUCCAGGCCCUUUGGGCCCAAAAGGCUCAAAAGGGGAACCUGGAGCUCAGGGACCUGCUGGAGAACCGGGAGUAGGACUUGAUGGGACUGAUGGUAUUCCUGGCACGGAUGGGCUACCAGGUGAACUGGGAAAAGUAGGACCGCCUGGAGCAAAAGGGAGGAGAGGUGCCGUUGGUCUGCCUGGUCCUAUUGGUCCUCGGGUAAACAUCCGUCUACAUCCGUCUGGUUCACUUUAUACACACGUUGCAUGUUGUCGUUUACAUCUGGAAACAACGCG
Messenger RNA from Poecilia latipinna (sailfin molly), 714 nucleotides. RefSeq names its product collagen alpha-1(IX) chain-like. NCBI's taxonomy places the organism in Eukaryota, Metazoa, Chordata, Actinopteri, Cyprinodontiformes, Poeciliidae. The annotation marks the transcript as partial. Gene Ontology annotation, molecular function: extracellular matrix structural constituent conferring tensile strength. The transcript has 9 exons. The record is from RefSeq and is a predicted model, not a curated record. Gene Ontology annotation, biological process: extracellular matrix organization.